UGCGAGACGUUGAACUCGUUUCAAAACCGGUUAUAAUGGUAUCGAAUAAAAAAUGUAACAUCCAAUGAGAAGAAAAAAAAAACAGACUUUUUCUAUUAAUUUUAUUAUAUAUAUUAUAUAUAUUUUUUAAAAGUCCCUAACAAUUCGACAGAAUUCAUCGCAAGAAAAAAAAGUAAUUAAAACCGAUCUUUAAAUAGAACUUUAUCAUCAAAGACAAAAUUCUCAGACAUAUGUUUCGUGUAUUAUAUAUGCACGACAUGUGGUCAUUAAAAGCACGCACGUAUACUUGUGGUUUCUUACCAAAAAAAAAUUGGAAUUUAUCGCUUUAUUACGGUAUCCCUUGCCAUUAACUGGAAUGAAAAGCAGGUGACAGAGGCAUGGUCGCUGCAUGAGUCACUAUCAUGAUUUUCGUGAUCGGCGUGGUACGCAUAACAACGAGGACGGAAUUUUUAUUCCUUUUUCAAGUUCGUUCACAAUUCGACAAAGAUCGUCUACAUCUGAUACAGAUACAUACAAAAAUGAUUAGAAAAUUUAAAUUCAUCUCCAAUGAUCUAUCCAUUGCACAGCAAGUGGGAGAACGAUAAAAAAGAAAAUACGAAAUUUGCAACGAGCCGCAUUCGAUAACCACAAAUAUAAUUUGUUGGGAACAAAACAAAAGCGACAGGACGUAUCUGACAGAUGUCAAAAUUUCUAGUCUUUUUCAUACGGCGUCUUAAUGCGGUAACCUUCGCAAAAGAAAAAAAAUUAGCAAUAAACGAUAACUAUUGAUCAUCGUGCCCGGAGAAAUUAUUCACGACAGCCUAUCGAGAGACAAUGUGAGAGCACGCGCGCGUACCAAUGCCAGAAAUGGAAACGCAACGAGAAUGGACGAGCUUGCAAUUACUCGAGAGCCCAUUAGGAAGCGUACCAGGAUUGGUAACAAGUGCGACUCACAGACCGUGGUUCCGAUAUCGUUUCCGAUCCCAAGAAUCGUGUCCUUACCGGUGGAGAUCAUCUUCGAAAUUUUCUCCUAUCUCUCCUACAAGGACCUUUACGCCAUCAGUCACGUGUCCCUGUUUUUCAAUCGGCUCGCAUAUGAUCCAUUUUUAUGGCGAACUUACGAGGUGACGAACAACGAACAAGAUACAGCUGAGGUGAUUAAGGAGCUGAAGAGGAUGCCGCUGCUGAAGAAGUUCAGUAUAAGUGUCAGAGCGGAUUGCGACGAGAUCUUGCGGCAGAUCUCGCUGACGAACAAAAAAUUAGAGGAACUCCACGUUUCUAAUUGCACAGGUUCCACGUCGAAAUUGUAUCUACGCUCGGGCUACCUGAUCCGCAUACUGGAGAGGUGCCGUAAUUUGCACACGAUCAAUAUACUAGGGAGCAGAUUCCGCGGCCGGAAGUUCUAUCGGCUGUUGGGCGACAUAGGGCCACGUCUCAGAUCCGUUUACGCCCCGGCGACGAAAUCGCAGUUCUGCACGUUCAUCAAGUACGCAAGGCAGAUCAGCGAGACUGAUCGGGAGACGAUCUGCUCGAUGUAUAUCGGCGUGAAAAGUUGGGCGCCCUUGUACUACUUUGUCACGAAACGGGCAGAUCGGGUUUGCACGGCCCUGAUCAGCUACCUCCACAACGACAUCCUGCUGAUCGAUGCGAAUCGAUCGAUUCACAAACUUUCCAUCACCGAUAGAAGGAACACUUAAUUGAGAGGUCUUGAGAGGCUGAAUCCUUUUUUUUUUUUUUUUUCUUACGACGCUUCGAAAUGUCGUUCGAGAAGAAUACAAGCGAUACGAGGACCGAUGAAGAUACCAUGAAGAUCAGAGAGAAUAUUCGCGUUUUACGAUAUUCCUUCGAGAAUGUAUAUGUAAUCAUGCCGUUGUAUUGUACAAAUACAUGUAUAUAUAAGUGUAUUUAGUUACUUGAA
Apis laboriosa (Himalayan honeybee) is the source of this 1897-nucleotide messenger RNA. RefSeq lists its product as uncharacterized. Gene Ontology annotation, molecular function: protein binding. The coding region runs from base 864 to 1676 and encodes 270 amino acids. The transcript is spliced from 3 exons. NCBI's taxonomy places the organism in Eukaryota, Metazoa, Arthropoda, Insecta, Hymenoptera, Apidae. The record is from RefSeq and is a predicted model, not a curated record.